AUGGAGUUCACCUUUCUCAACAACGUCCUGCGCAUAGUCCAGCUGCUCUGGACCCUGCUGAUCACCGCGCUCAUUGGAAAUGCCAUCGCAAACUACCACAGCACCUCUGGAUCUGGUAAAGCCGCCAUCAACUUCACCAUCUUUGUCGCAGUCCUCUCGUGGAUUACCGCCCUCUAUGGAUUGAUCGCCUCCUUCGUAUCCGCCAUUGCUAUUCCCAUUGUCGUUCUCGCUCUCGACAGUCUUGCCGUCCUCUUCACCUUUAUCAGCGCCGUGGUCCUGGCCGCCAAGCUCGGAGCUGUCAACUGCGCUCACCUGAGCGGUAAGCCAAGCAGCUACAUUGCCUUUGGCUCGACCAAUGGUGACCAGAAGCAAUGCCGCGAGCUCCAAGCUAGCGACGUUUUUAUGUGGUUCUUGUUCGCAUGCUACAUUGCAACUCUUUUCUUCGCCUUCAAGGCUUUCCGUGGCAGCGGCGCUUCCAUCCGAAGGGGUCCCAACAUGUCCCAGGUCGGCGUCUAA
Messenger RNA from Pestalotiopsis fici W106-1, 516 nucleotides. RefSeq lists its product as uncharacterized. The record is from RefSeq and is a predicted model, not a curated record. Gene Ontology annotation, cellular component: plasma membrane; eisosome. Gene Ontology annotation, biological process: protein localization to plasma membrane; eisosome assembly. The transcript is spliced from 2 exons. The coding region runs from base 1 to 516 and encodes 171 amino acids. Lineage: Eukaryota; Fungi; Ascomycota; Sordariomycetes; Amphisphaeriales; Sporocadaceae.